Messenger RNA from Lotus japonicus, 1763 nucleotides. RefSeq names its product probable serine protease EDA2. Gene Ontology annotation, cellular component: vacuole. The transcript is spliced from 12 exons. Lineage: Eukaryota; Viridiplantae; Streptophyta; Magnoliopsida; Fabales; Fabaceae. Gene Ontology annotation, biological process: proteolysis. Gene Ontology annotation, molecular function: serine-type exopeptidase activity; dipeptidyl-peptidase activity. The record is from RefSeq and is a predicted model, not a curated record. The coding region runs from base 80 to 1552 and encodes 490 amino acids.
UAUUCCAUUUUCAUAGCAAAACCCAAACGGUGCUGUGUGUGAUAGCAAGCAAGGAAGAAGCUGCGAGAGAAGAUCAACGAUGAGACAGGGAUGGCUGAUUUCCACGGCGGCUUCAUCGCUCUUCAUCUUUCUAUCUUUCGCGGCGGUCUCACACGGCCUUGUUCCGCCGCGCACGCUGCUCAAUCGCUUGUCUGAAGGCAGAUACCUCAACAGCACCGAGCUAUGGUUCAACAAUCAGACCCUCGAUCACUUCUCACCCUAUGAUCACCGCCAAUUCCGGCAACGUUACUAUGAGUUCUUGGACUAUUUCCGGAUUCCGGAUGGGCCAAUUUUUUUGGUGAUUUGUGGGGAAGGUCCAUGCAGUGGGAUAGUAAAUGACUAUAUUGGUGUACUGGCAAAGAAGUUUGGAGCAGCUGUGGUGUCUCUUGAACAUCGGUAUUAUGGGAAGACUACCCCAUUUGAUUCUUUGGCGACAGAAAAUUUGAAAUAUCUUUCGUCCAAGCAGGCACUCUUUGAUUUGGCUGUUUUUCGCCAGUAUUAUCAGGAUUCUUUAAAUGCAAAGCUGAAUAGAAAAGAAAUUGAAAAUCCCUGGUUCGUAUUUGGUGGCUCAUAUUCUGGGGCACUCAGUGCAUGGUUCCGUCUUAAGUUUCCCCAUUUAACAUGUGGAAGUCUUGCAAGUUCUGCAGUUGUUCUUGCUGUUUAUAACUUCACAGAAUUUGAUCAGCAGGUUGGUGAGUCAGCAGGUGCUGAGUGUAAAGCAGCAUUGCAAGAAAUUACUCAACUCGUUGAACAGAAACUUGCGACCAACGGAAAGGCAAUAAGAGCAUCUUUUAAUGCAGAUCAUCUUGAAGUUGAUGGUGACUUCAUGUAUUUGCUGGCUGAUGCCGCCGCUAUAGCGUUUCAAUAUGGAAAUCCAGAUAAAUUAUGCAAGCCUCUGGUUGAAGCAAAAAAGGCUGGAGAGGAUUUGGUGGAUGCUUAUGCGAAAUAUGUCAAAGAGUACUACCUUGGAACCUUUGGCGUUAAUGUCCUAGAUUAUGACCAGAACUAUCUGAAAAAAACUGCUAUUAGUGAAGAUAGUUCUACUCGAUUAUGGUGGUUUCAAGUUUGCACUGAAGUUGCGUACUUUCAGGUUGCUCCCUCAAAUGACAGUAUACGUUCUUCAAAAAUUGACACAAAAUAUCAUUUGGACCUUUGCAAAAAUGUUUUUGGAGAGGGUGUCUUUCCUGAUGUUGAUGCAACUAAUUUAUACUACGGAGGCACAAAAGUUGCAGGUUCAAAGAUAAUAUUUGCAAAUGGCUCCCAGGAUCCUUGGCGUCAUGCAUCCAAACAAACUUCAUCCCCUGAUUUGCCUUCCUACACCAUCACAUGUGAUAAUUGUGGUCAUUGUGUCGACAUUCGAGGGUGUCCUCAAUCUCCUUUGGCUCUUGAAGGGAGUGAGAAGAACUGCUCUUCCCCUGAUGCAGUCCACAAAGCAAGGCAAAAGAUUCAAGAACAUAUGGACUUGUGGCUAUCUGAGUGCCAACAACAGGACACAGGCAGGAGUUUUAUUUGAUUAUUUGCAUGAGGUCCAUGAUGUAUAAUAACUUGAAAUAGUAUUUUGCCUACACGGUAUAGUUAUGACUCUGUAAAAUGUAAUCUUGUUUGUAUAACUGAUCAAACCUAAGGUAGAACAUGUGUAGAUAGAAUGACUUUCCUUAAGACAUUAUUCUAUCAAGUUAGAGCGUGUGAAUUUUAUUGCCAGGUUAUAGCACCCGGUUUGAUCA